AUGCACCGUUGCAGUCGUCGUACCUGCAGCGGCAGGAGGAUUCGACGAAAUCCACUCCGAUCGUUUCCACAGAUCGGAUUGCUUCUGUUGCUGUUUUCGUGUCUGAGAGUGACGACGUUCAAACAGCAAAAGUUCAGGGUGGAACCGAAAAACGUUAACGCUCGAGAAGGUUCAAAUGUGACGUUGCUCUGCGAGAUCGACGAUCUCACUGGUGAUGUCCAGUGGACUAAAGACGGUUUAGCUCUGGGUUAUGCAGCCGAAAUACCGGGACAUCCGAGGCACUCUAUGAUGACCGAUCCCGGAAAUGGGGUGUACAAUUUACUUGUCAGAAAUGUGACAAUAACGGAUGAUGCGCUGUACCAGUGUCAAGUGAGCCCCGGGCCGGCGGCGGGGAGCAAACCAAUUAGAUCAUCGGCCACGUUGUCCGUCCUGACGCCGCCUUCAUCCGUAGAAAUUAUAAACACAUCCGAAGGCUCAAAAUUGGAAGUGCAAGAAAACCACGAGGUUUCUAUUGAGUGUAUAGUUCGAAACUCUAAACCGGCUUCGAGAAUAGUAUGGUUUCGCGGCGAUGAAGAAAUCAAUCCCGAGCAACGGUCCGAUAACGAAAUUGAAGAAACCGCGGACGAGACAAGAUCCAAACUGUUCACCGUCCGAAGCCGAAUAAAAGUGACCGCUAAGUCGAACGACGACCGUGUGAAAUACAAAUGCGAAGCUCAUCACCAAGCUCUGUCGGAUCCGCUUUCAACCACUGUUCAGAUAAGAGUUUUAUAUCCACCGGGAGUUCCUCACAUUGAAGGAUACACAGAAGGUGAUAUUUUGGAAAAAGGGCAACAUGUGUCGCUACGUUGCGUAUCGAGAAAUGGAAAUCCACCAUCACAACUUGUGUGGUUCAAAAACGGCCAAUUGAUACAUAACGACUACAGUACAACUGAAAAAGUGUCGGAGAGCACGUACUCAUUCAUAGCUAAUGUCUCGGACAACAGCGCAAGAUUUCGCUGUGAAGCAAAAAACUCAAUUAGCCCACUUCCUCAAUACGCUGACGUUGUACUCUCAGUGUCAUUCGGCCCGUCUCACGUCCGUAUCAGGGGACCAGAUGAGGGGAAACAAGGAGACUUGAUAACCCUAAGUUGCGAGACCGGCCGCAGCAAUCCAGCGGCCUUAAUAAAAUGGACGGUGGCCGGUGAACCGGAAGAAAACAGUACGUCCACUAAUGUGCCAGCUCCGCAGUCCAGCUGGAUAACUAAAUCCAACGUGUCGUUUGUCAUACCGACCGGACAGCGCUACGUUGUGGCUACGUGCCAGUCCAUCAGUAACAGCGUGUUCGAUAAAGUCAUCGACACGCAUAAAAUCAGCAUACUUCACCCGCCCGGAGCGCCGAUCAUAAUCGACCACUCGUCUGGUAAUCCAAUUCCAUCGGGAAACGUCCAGAAAAUAUCUUGUCUGUCUACUGGUGGCAAUCCACUGGCUUCGGUCGCAUGGUUUAAAAACGAUAAAAAGGUUCAUUCAAUUGUAACAACUGGGGAAAAUUCGGUUUCAGCUGAAUUGGCAUUCGUGGUCAAUUAUACAGAUAACGAUGCUACUUAUAAAUGUGAAGUGACUCAUCCGGCUUUAACUGUGCCUUUGAUGAAAACCCAGAAACUCAAAGUACUAUUUUUACCCGAUCACCUGAACAUCAAGCACGACCCUGUGCACCUGAAACCUGGCGAUCAGGCCACACUCACGUGCGAGGCGACUUCUAGCAAUCCGGCGUUAAAGAUGAGCUGGUGGCACCAGGGAGUGCCUGUCUCUGAGGGCAUCAACAGCUACACCAAGCCCGGGCUGCACGGUGGCAAGCUGUCUACCAUACAGAUGACCUUCAACGUGACCCCCGAAGUGGACGGCAGUUUGUACAUGUGCCAAGGCUCCAAUCCACUGAUGUCCAAGAAUAUACACAAAGAAGUCACGCUCGAUGUUUACCACAAACCAACUUUUGAUUCGUAUCCCGACUUAAUGACGUACACAGAAGGGGAUAACGUAUUCGUCACGCUGCAGGCAAAAGGACGGCCUUCACAGAUCACUUAUAAGUGGUUCAAAAACAACAAACUGUUGUAUUCGUUACACAACCGGCGUGUACAAGAUUCCCAUAUAAAUUUCACAGGUAUAUUCCGCGACGAUGCUGGAAAUUACACCUGCGAGGCGAGAAAUACAGAAGGGUUUUCAACCUUUUCGUUUAUAAUAUCAGUGAGACAUCGAGCCACUAUUACAAAUACUUCAAGUGGCGUCAUUGUAAGUGAGGGCCACGAUGCUCAGCUUUGGUGUCGAAUAGAUGGUUUUCCGUUAGGUCCGGAUCACAUAAGCUGGACGCGUCCAAAUUUUUUCUUUGACGAACGGACAUCAAUAUUACUUAAGAAUACUACUUCGUACUUAACUAUUUUAAAUGCAACACAGUUUGAUAGUGGGCUAUUCUAUUGUGUCGUUAACAAUGGUAUAGGCAACGAAUCUUCGCAUUCUGUAAUGUUGAUCGUGGAACAUAAACCCGAGAUCCUGACAACGGAAAACGAAUCAAAAACGGCUAGCAAUGCUGGUAUGUCAGCUAAACUUCAUUGUCGAGCAGUUGGAGCUCCAAUGAUUAGAUUUUCUUGGGAACGUGAUGGGUCGAACAUAACAAGCGUAUCUGAGAAAUACAUCGUGGAACAGAAACGACUGAACGAAACGUUUUACGAGUCGACGCUGACGAUACUGCAAGUGGACCAGUUCAAUUACGGCGAUUACGUGUGCACCGCGUCCAACAAUCUCGGGCGGACGACUUCAGUCAACCGGUUGACCGUCUUCUCGCACCCCGACCCGCCGUCCAACUUCCGAUUGGCGAACGCCACGCACAACCGAGUGAUGCUGACGUGGUCCCCCGGAUUCGACGGAGGCGACCCGGUUACGUACCGCAUUCGGUAUCGGGCGUCCGACAGUAAAAUGUACCUGUACGAGGACCUCGGAAACGAAACCCAUCACACGGUCAGCGGACUUGAACCGUUAAAAUCAUACUUGUUCAGCAUCAUGGCUCGUAACUUGUAUGGGGACAGCUCUUACGUGUCCCAGAGUAUCAAAGUUACAACAACAAAGGAAAACGUUCAACCCAAGUCCGAUUCGAAUGCAGAUAAGCCGGCCGAAGAUCAAGGAAUGCGCAUCGUGUUCACUUUCUUGGGAGUUUUUGGAGGUGUAUUGAUAAUCGUCAGCAUAUUUAUUGUUUCGUACUGCAUUCACAGACGUCGUAACGUCAACAAACAGAUAAGCAACGAAAACAACGAUUCUAGUAGUAAAACUCCAACGAUCGAAAUGUAUGCACCGAAUACAUAUAACGGGGGAUACGACGAAAAUUUAAGCUCAAUUUCGGCCAAAUCGGAAACAUAUUCAAAUGUUUCUCCGGAUUACAACGACGAUCAACAGCAAAAGUCUGCCGAACAAUCGUAUUUGAUCGAACAGAUCGAUUAUCCUUUCAUCAACGAUUGUGAUCAUCCACUGCAGCCACACGUUCAAUACGGCGGUGGCUUAAGUAUGAGCUCCGACCAAUCGGUGCAACAUUACAACAUGCACGAAAACACUAACGACAGAAGAAAUAUCGAGAAUCGAACUUCCCACCUCCACCACCACCAUCACCUACACCAUCUCCACCACCUCCAACAGCAUCAGCAGCAACAGCAACAGCAACAGCAGCAGCAGCAUCAAUUGCAUCAUCAUCAGCCGCAGCAGCAUCAUCAUCAGCAACCUCAUCACGCCUUGCCGGGCGUACCGACGGCUCGGGCCGUGCCAUUACCACCGAUUUUGCACAACCGACCGGUGCCACCUCCAACGAUACCGCCAAUGGUCAGCAAGCUUAACUAUUAUUCGCCGCCACCUCCACCGCCUCCGCCACCUGACGUCACGGUGUUCUCGUCACAAAACGUCCUCACCACUUUCGCGCACAAACCGGACGAGACGGAAGGACACUUAGUCUGA
This is a messenger RNA of Macrosiphum euphorbiae (potato aphid), 3969 nucleotides long. The record is from the annotation of a GenBank genome assembly. NCBI's taxonomy places the organism in Eukaryota, Metazoa, Arthropoda, Insecta, Hemiptera, Aphididae.